Thlaspi arvense is the source of this 1455-nucleotide messenger RNA. NCBI's taxonomy places the organism in Eukaryota, Viridiplantae, Streptophyta, Magnoliopsida, Brassicales, Brassicaceae. The record is from the annotation of a GenBank genome assembly.
CACAUAAUGCCACGUGGCAGAGAUAUCUAAGCAGAAAAAAAGAAAAAUUAAAAAAUCUUAAGAGAUAGCUUGUUUUCUUUUAGGCCACAUCAAGCCCAAUUAUUAAAUAAUUUAAGGAACUUAAUGAAAGCACAAGUACAUCGGACUGUCCGACUUCUAUCAAAUGGUGAAACGUCUCUUUGAUUUUUCAUCAAUACAACAAUUCAGCACCUAUUUUUAUCCUAUUAAUGGAACAUCAGCAAUGGCAGAUUGUAGACGGCGAGGAGGUGCACCCGAAUCAGAGAUCGCUAUAGUUAUCCACAGAAUCCACCAGCAGAAAUAGUAAAGGGGAGAUGAGGAUGGCGACUAUAAGCCAGCCUCCAACCAUCAAGGACGAAACCGUAGGGUCUGUAGCAAAUCUGAGACACAUGCUUCCAAUUUUAAGGGUUCUGCUCUCCACCUAUCUUAAAUUACCAUGUCACAAAAAUCUGAUUUGCGACUGGUCAGGGAGGGAAUCCAUAUGUACAAAUGGGGAAAGAGUUGAAGUUAACACUAAGAAAAUAAGAAUUGAAGAUGUGUUAAGAGGUCCAUCUCUGCUAAAUUGGGAGAUAAAGAAACAAGCUCAUGUUCAGUUCUUCAUGAUGAUGAAUGGUGAUGCUAUACAAGAUGCCAUAAAUGUAGGGCAGCAAAGCUGGAACUGCCUCACCAUGGAUUUGAGUUCCAUGAACAACUACCUAAGUAGUGUCGAUAGGAAUGAAGACAUUAAAGAUCUAAAACCACUAAUAUGUAACAGUUGGUCAGCUGAGAAGCAUGGCAUGGAGCAUAUUCCAAUAUGGCUUCGAGCCUUGGAUCAAGCAAGGAGAAUGAGACGUCACAAAGAAGAUGAGAUUUUCAAGUCCAUAGGUAUGGUUGAAAUUGGAUAGAUUAUGGUUUAGAAUACCUGAUUUUAUUAUGUUCAUGAGAUGACUAUGUAAGAGGUCUCACAUAUCGCUCGCAAAAGUGUUAUGGUUUCGAAUGAAAAAUGUUAGUUUCAAGAUGGGUUGUACUGCUCUAUAGGUGAGAGCCAGCCAUUUGGACUAGCAGUGGGUGGUAAGAAAGAAAUGGAUAAGAAAGUCCAAAUGUGUGGUGAGAGGCAGCCAUUUUGGACUCAAAUGUCCUAACUAUUGCUCCCUUGUUGGGAGCAGAGGUGAAGGAGUUUGCAGGCUUUCUACAUUAUGUACUAGGCCUUGUUAUUCUCUUCCUUUCCAUCUAUCUUUAUAACUUUCUUAUUUCUGCAUUUUGUGUUGCUGGUUUAGCUAUGGUAGCAUUUUCACAUGUUUACCUUUUUGUAUGGACUAUGUUUGAUUUAGAUAAAUGAAAACAAAACAUUUGACCAAAAAAAAAAAGUCCAAAUGUAUAUAUUGGUAGCUAUGAGUUUAGUUUUUUAGCACAAACACAUUGAUUGAAAAUCAAAAUUAUGGUUCAAAUAGGUUAGGG